Messenger RNA from Alternaria arborescens, 765 nucleotides. RefSeq lists its product as hypothetical. The record is from RefSeq and is a predicted model, not a curated record. The transcript is spliced from 2 exons. Gene Ontology annotation, molecular function: phosphatase activity. Gene Ontology annotation, cellular component: cytoplasm. Lineage: Eukaryota; Fungi; Ascomycota; Dothideomycetes; Pleosporales; Pleosporaceae. Bases 1 to 765 code for a protein of 254 amino acids.
AUGCCGCCAACUCUUAUACUUAUCCGCCAUGCUCAGGCAGAACAUAAUGCCACCAGCGACUGGUCUAUCCGUGAUCCUCCACUUACCGAGCUGGGCGAACAGCAAUCCCGCGAGCUACACGAGAGUCUGAAAGCGAGCAAGAUCGGCAACGAAGUUGAACUCAUUGUUGUGAGCGCUCAAAGACGGACGCUUCAGACUGCCACUAUUGGACUAGACUGGCUUAUCAAGAAGGGUACAAAAGUUAUACCUGACGCAAACUGGCAAGAAAAUGCCGACAAGCCCUGUGAUACUGGAACACCCAUCGACCAGAUCUCUAAAGAAUUCCCGCAAUACGACUUCUCAGUUGUAGACCCUUCGUUCCCAGAUAAGACAACAGGCGGAGCCAAAAACCCAUACGCCUUUACCGAAAAGGCUAUCCUAGCACGUGGACAGAGAUGUCUCAAGGACCUCUACUCGCGUCCCGAGAAGGUUAUUGCCGUUGUCUCGCAUUCGGGUUUCCUGCGCACGGGUGUGUGCAACCGCAUGUUCUUCAACGCCGACUGGCGUGUCUUUGAGUUUGAUGAAGAUGAGAUGAAGAAGAAUGCUGGAUUCUUCGUGUUGAAGGAGAGUGAGGAGACAGAGAAGAAGGGCGGAGGUAUGGGCAGGAGUGAUAUCGGCGUCUUUGGUAUCGUACCUGGGGACUUCCCGCCGGAGGUUGAGGAGGAGAUUGCUGCGAACAAGGCACAGGUUGACGAUGAGGCUACUAAGCAGAAUCCGAGUGCUUGA